Hyla sarda is the source of this 1444-nucleotide messenger RNA. It is a transcript of the gene GNG2, whose product is annotated as G protein subunit gamma 2. The record is from RefSeq and is a predicted model, not a curated record. Lineage: Eukaryota; Metazoa; Chordata; Amphibia; Anura; Hylidae. Gene Ontology annotation, cellular component: heterotrimeric G-protein complex. The transcript is spliced from 7 exons. Gene Ontology annotation, molecular function: G-protein beta-subunit binding. The coding region runs from base 498 to 713 and encodes 71 amino acids. Gene Ontology annotation, biological process: G protein-coupled receptor signaling pathway.
CUGUAACCCUGCUGUGUUCUCUUCCUCUCCUCCUCUCUUGGCUCCACCCCCUGUGACCCUGCUGACUUCUCCUCUCCUCCUCUCUGGCCCCACCCCCUGUGACCCUGAGGCGUUCUCUUCCUCUCUGGUUCCUGAGGGGGCGCUGUGCCUGGUCAUGUGACCACCAAUCGGACAUCCAGCCCAGUGCGCGCUCUCCUAACCUUCCCCUCCAAGCUCUGCCCUUCUUGUUGCUAUGAGGGCUCCUGAAGACAUCAUUUCUCGUAUCUAACAGACCAGUGGUGCAGUGAUAUAGUAGAUGGCAGCAAAGUCAAAGGUUUCCAAGUUCUGAUCCUCUACAUCUGGGUAAUGAAGAUGGAAGAAGAGACUACACACAGGGGCUGGAUAUCAUCUACACCGGCUGCAGGACUGAAAGACGAGAAUAGAAGAAAUUGGUGAAGAGUAAGAAGACGACACCCGGCCGUUAUCUUGCACUCCACAGAAGCCAAGUCAAAAGCUUAAUGGCAAGCAAUAACACAGCCAACAUAGCACAAGCCAGGAAGCUGGUAGAACAACUGAAAAUGGAAGCCAAUAUAGACAGAAUAAAGGUAUCUAAAGCAGCAGCAGAUCUGAUGGCGUACUGUGAAGCCCACGCUAAGGAGGACCCGCUAUUGACCCCAGUGCCCGCUUCGGAAAACCCCUUCAGAGAGAAAAAGUUCUUCUGUGCCAUCCUGUAAUAAGGCCAAAGGGCCGGUCUGCGGUGCGGUCCAGGCUACCUGAACGCCGGUUUAGAAUUUUUAACAUCAAGGACUAUUUUUAUGGUCUGCAGAAUCGCCAAUAAUAAUAGUAAUCUAGAAAAAAAAAAGCUGGAAAAAAAAAUGCGGCGCAAGCCUAGGGAAACAGGAGGCCUGCACCAAGACUUUGUCCUAUCCGGCUUGUAGAAAACAUGUUAAAAAAAAACGAAAACAAAAAGCUUUGUGUCACCUCUCAGUUAACAUCCCGCUUGUAUAGUUUUUAUUUUAAAAUAUUGUAUCUUUAAAUUUUUUUUUUUAUUAACAUUUUAUUUAAAUUUUUUUUUUUUUUUUAAAUGGCUGGGGAAAAAAAUUCUCUCUGCAGAUGUAAAAGGAUGUACAGUGUGACUUAUAAUUUUUUUCCUGACAUUUUUAAUUUAAAUUGUAAUUAUAUUUUUAUUUUAGUUUUUUUUUAGCCGCAGGGGGGGGGGGGGGGGAACAAAAAAAUGCAAUGGUGUUUAUAUGUAAUAUUAUACUAGUGUGUGUUGUUGCAUUUAGAGUAGCACAAAGAUGGUUUUCACAGUGGGGGACCUUGGAUAUAUCGCAGUCAGCUUUCACAACGUGCACCGAGGCGCUAGCCAGCGUUUGCGCCAGUCGAAGAAAAAAAAAAAAAAAAAACCCCACCAAAAAACGGGGGUGUCAAAGGGGUACUCCCAUGGAAAACUUUUUUUUUUAAA